This is a messenger RNA of Aspergillus glaucus CBS 516.65, 1470 nucleotides long. RefSeq lists its product as uncharacterized. NCBI's taxonomy places the organism in Eukaryota, Fungi, Ascomycota, Eurotiomycetes, Eurotiales, Aspergillaceae. The record is from RefSeq and is a predicted model, not a curated record. The annotation marks the transcript as partial. The transcript has a single exon.
CCCUUUGAACUCUCAUGGUCCGACGAAAGCUAUGGCCCAGAUGGCCCAUGGCAGGCAGUCACUGUUAGCAUCGGUGUAGGUGCUGCACAAAGUGUCCCACUGUACCCUGGCGGUCGCUGGUCUACCUACAUUAUGUCGACUGACAUCUGCGAUAAUGAAAAUCUGACCGUUUCCUGCGAUUCGGAUUCCUCCAGUCUCAUCGACAUGAGCAAAUUGUCAAAAGCCACAAACAUUACCGAGCCAGGGAGCUGGGAUGAAUAUGGUUAUGCCUCUGCACCGUCGCUGUAUAGGUGGGGCGCUUUCUACGACACAAUGAACAUCGGAUAUGGCACCACUGUUCCAAAUGCCAGUAUGGUCGCGCUCUAUGGUGCUUACCAGACAUUCCCGGGAGGGUUGGUUGCUCCUGUCACAGUUGGGAUAUUGUCCAUGGGGGCACCAGCAUUGCUUCAUGAAUGGGAUGUCACAAUGACAUUUAUUUCAAGUUACAUGUACAGCGCUGGAGGAGCGAGGAAGACCCCGUCAUACUCCUAUGGCAUGCAUAUUGGCUCUGCAGCCCUUGGACUCAAGGGCUCUGUCUUCCUUGGUGGCUAUGAUAAAAGUCGCCUUGUUGGGGAAGUGUCUACACAGUCAUUUACUCCGACUGGAGCAAAUCCCGGGGGUAAUCUUGUGAUUGAAAUGACGGAUAUUGGCCUCGGUGUUGCGACUGGAGGAUCGCCCUGGGCCUAUGAUCAGAAGGAUGGCCUCUUAUCGCAGUCCAACAGCAGUAUGGAUCUUCCAAUCACAGUGGAAGUUAGCCCCCAAACACCUUAUCUAUACCUUCCAAAGAGCGCCUGCGAUGCAAUUACAGCAGAGCUCCCGGUCACUUUCAACAGCAGUCUGGGCUUGUACUUCUGGGACACUAAGGAUGAGAUUUACACCAACAUCACGUCGUCUGCCGCCUAUCUCUCCUUUACAUUCGUAAAAGACAUGGCUGAGAAUGGGAACACCACCAUUAAAGUCCCAUUCGCCCUUUUGAACCUCACAUUGGAAGCACCACUUGUACAAGAACCAACCCUUUAUUUCCCCUGCUACCCAGUCAAUUCAUCCUACAGUCUUGGGAGAGCUUUUCUUCAGGCCGCAUUUGUGGGUGAAAGUUUUGGGAAUGGUAAUGGCAACGGCAUCUGGUACCUUGGCCAGGCUGCCGGCCCGGGAGCCUCCGAGAAAGAAGUAACCGAUAUUGGACUGGCAGAUAACAAGCUUUCGGCCUCAACCAGCAAGUGGGAAGACACCUGGAACGGGUAUUGGAAUCCACUUCCUGGAGGUGCCGAUUCAACAAGCACCAAUUCUUCCAACUCAAAGACUUCCGACACUGCUGCCGCUGACAGCGGCCUCUCAACUGGAGCCAAGGCCGGAAUAGGACUUGGAUGCGGCGCUGCUGGUGUGAUUCUGAUAGGUGCGGUUGCUUGGUUCCUUAUCAUCCGCCGCAGACGC